UGCCGCGCCCCCUUUCAUGUGCUCGAAGUUGUGCGAUGCGUUCCAAGGAAGGCUUAGAGCUGCUUAUGGGAUGGCUCGACGUGAGGCGGAGCGCGGGAGAGAGGCUGGUGGAGCGCCAGGGGCUGAUUCCCCUCCGACAAGCCAAUCUGACGACGCAGCAUGAGCGCGCUCAUGGCCGGGACUCCCCAGGGAAGAGAGACGCGUCUUGCGUCCCGCCGAGAGUCCCUUGCGCAAGAGCAGAAAGUCGAGGGCAGAGAAGGAAAAUCUCCCACCACGCCGAGUUGCCUGGAUUCUUCUGUACGUGUGGAGGUUUCUUGAGUGAUUCGUUUGUCUCCUUAUCUUCUCUCUCGUCCCCAAAGCAGCCUCUCCAAAGCCUGAUGGCGCGGACCUGUUUCUUCUUGCCUUUGUAACGUCGAGCCUACCUGCAAAACAUCACAGACCCCGGAAAGAGGCGACGCGGGCGUGCAGUUCUUUCCCCCAGCGGCGCUGCCGCUGUCCAUUCUCGGCGGAGAGACGGGGGAGAGAAAGUCACGUCUGGAAAUCCGUCUGGGGCUCCGUUUCCUCACCGCAGCUUAGCAGGAGGACCAGAGGGAAAGGCUUCCUUCGCGGAGGAGUCAGAAGUUCCCGAUUUGUACUUUCCUUCCACCAGCACCCCCCUCCCCCCAAAAAAGAAGACACCUUCGGCUUAGGGUUCGCCCAGAAGCCAACCGAUGCUCCAGAGAAGCCCUCGCUCCACAGCAAGGAAGGGAACCGUCGCCGGACCCCCCAAAAGAUGUCAAGGAAGAAGUUGCUUCUUCUGGCGGACGUGGAUUUGUCUUGAUCUUGGGGGCAGCUCUCCUUGGAAAGCCCUGCGGGGAUCUAGGACGACUUCCCUUGGGAGCAAGUGAGUGAUCGCCUGCCUCUGUUUGCCUAAGCGCGGCUUCUUGGGUCUUGGCUUCCCCGGGCUGGUCGGGCUUUUCCUGCUGGAGUUGCCAACUUCCUCCUCUCCACGCGACAGGUCCCCACGAGACGCGCAGAGAAGGAAGGGCAGCAAGAAGAUUGGGAGGCGACCUCAGAUUUGAGCCUGGUUCUUGUCUUAUGCGAUCUUCAAGGAGUUUUUUAAAAGGAAAUACCGUAACCCGACCCUUUUCCCAGGACAGAAAGUGGCUGCCUGGCUUAAAAAGCAAACCCGAAAAGCCCACCCAGUGACUUCCCAGAUGAGCCCUAAGGAAGAGAUCUGAACAGGACAAUGUAUGGGCAAUUUCUCAAUGCCACCAGCGUGACUGACCCGCACCUCCUCAUGCAGACCAACACGCCCUACGUCGGGAGCACCCAGAGACCUGUCAGCUCGUCGGCUCUUUACAUGUCGACCGCCCGGGCGUUAAAAGAAGGCGAGAUCAAUAAGCCGGAUCUGGUGACUUACAUCGUCCUGUUCUUCUUCCUGCUCCUGGCGGUGACCAUCAUUGUACUUUUCAUCAACUGCCAGCUGAAGAAUUCUUUUUUCGCCUCUCUACCUUACGACAGGUCGCUGAGAGAAGCGAGGAGCCCGUGGAAAACGCAAGCUGUUUAAUCCUCAGACUUAGGAAAUUGGGGGGGGGGGGAGAGAGAGAAUGUCUGAUAUGAGCUUUGUUGUGAUAUACAAGGGUCUUGUGAACCCAACGCACUGCAUAAUGGCAUCCUGUUUUCAUUUGCCCCCGGGGAAAAUCCUGCCACAUAUAAAUAUGAUUUUUCUUAAAGCAAGCCAGAGGAAACAUUGUCGGAAGGCGGGUGGUGAGGGAGGAGAUAAUAACGUGGACUGCUUGAGGCAUGGCAAAAAAUGGAUGUAAAUAAAAAUACCUAAUGUGGA
Messenger RNA from Podarcis muralis (Common wall lizard), 1825 nucleotides. It is a transcript of the gene SMIM32, whose product is annotated as small integral membrane protein 32. The record is from RefSeq and is a predicted model, not a curated record. Lineage: Eukaryota; Metazoa; Chordata; Lepidosauria; Squamata; Lacertidae.